AUGGGUAUCUCUCUAGCGGGUCUUCUUUAUGGUCUAGACUCAGGAAUCAUCGCCUCAACAAUGGCUCAACAGACCUUCGUCAAAUACUUCCUUAGAGACAUUUCGAACAAUGCUUAUAUCAAGGGUGGUAUUGUCUGCAGCUAUUAUGCCGGGUCCUGUAUUGGCAGUGCUGGCGCUGGCUGGUCCAUGGACAAAUUGUCACGCCGCUGGUCGAUCCUUCUCGGCUCGCUUGUUUCGAUAAUUGGUGCCGUGCUACAAGCUGCAUCUGUAAAUAUACCUAUGUUGGUUGUCGGACGAGUUCUCUCAGGCUUCUCCACGGGUAUGGUAUAUUCUGUGGCCCCUGUCUACCUUUCAGAGCUCGCACCACCUGAAAAUCGAGGGUUCCUCGUCGGUUUGAAAGGAUUCAUGAACACUGUCGGUUACUUUCUCGCUGGGUGGAUUGGUUACGCUGGUUCAUUCGCUCAGGGUGAUUUGGAAUGGCGGAUACCACUUGGUAUGCAGGCUCCACCAGCGGCCUUGCUCGCUUUGCUCACGUUCUUCCUACCUUAUUCACCACGUUGGUUACUGCUCAAACAGAGAUACGAAGACGCAAAAAAGGUCAUGUACUAUCUACACGAGCACCGUGGGCCGGAGUUUGUCGAACGCGAAUACGCCGAAAUGUAUUCCCAGAUACGUUUAGAAACGGCCAAUUCGAAUAAAGCGCCUUUGAUCACCCUUUUUUCGAGACGCUACCUACGCCGCGCCCUUCUCGGAUGUCUCAUUGUGAAUAUGGCGAAGCUAUCCGGUAGCAAUGUCAUCCAGAACUACCAGUCAAUAAUGUAUAACUCAUUGGGCUUCAAGGGCCGCGAGGUUCUUCUCAUUACCGCUUUAUAUGGCUUCUCAGCCCUCAUCGGACAACUAAUCAGCAUUUUCACAUUGUCUGACCACUGGCCACGUCGCCGCACCGUGAUUUGUGGCGAGGCUUCGGUAGUGGUGGCUCUAUCGGUCUUGACCGGACUAUCAAAAGAGUUUCCGGAUUCACACAAUCCAUCAGGGAGUAGAGCAGGGGUUGCCUUUGUCUUUAUAUUCGCUUUCUUUUGGGCCUUCUUCUUUAACUCCGCCACGUGGGUUCUCGUAUCGGAGAUCUUUCCUUUGGAGCUUCGAGCAACCGGGGUGGGAUUCUCCAUGUUCACCCAGUCCCUGACAGCAAUUUGGUUAAGCUUCGCUGCGAGCGUUGCUUUUGAUGCCAUCAAAUGGCGAUUCUAUUUCGUAUUUAUUGGGACAAAUCUGUUUGCUCUCACUAUAUACUAUUUCUUUUUGCCGGAGACCAAUCAAUUGUCUCUGGAAGAGAUUGCCGCCCAGUUUGGCGAUGUGGUGUCCGAUCCAGUGGGAAAGAGCCUGGACGCCAUUAAUGGUGAGCGGAUCACCCCCAUUGACGUCAAAAAAAAUGAAUCUAGUGAGCAUGUUGAGCUCGCCCAAAAAGACCGAGAUGGUUAG
Molecule: messenger RNA, 1476 nt
Organism: Penicillium cosmopolitanum
Lineage: Eukaryota; Fungi; Ascomycota; Eurotiomycetes; Eurotiales; Aspergillaceae
Exons: 3
Coding region: 1-1476 (491 amino acids)
Biological process (GO): transmembrane transport; carbohydrate transport
Cellular component (GO): membrane
Molecular function (GO): carbohydrate:proton symporter activity
Source: RefSeq, a predicted model, not a curated record